Brienomyrus brachyistius is the source of this 1880-nucleotide messenger RNA. RefSeq lists its product as uncharacterized. The coding region runs from base 1 to 1833 and encodes 610 amino acids. The record is from RefSeq and is a predicted model, not a curated record. Gene Ontology annotation, molecular function: RNA binding. The transcript has 2 exons. NCBI's taxonomy places the organism in Eukaryota, Metazoa, Chordata, Actinopteri, Osteoglossiformes, Mormyridae.
AUGUCAGACAGACUGCUCAGUAUCAUGUCAGACAGACGGCUCAGUAUCAUGUCAGACAGACGGCUCAGUAUCAUGUCAGACAGACGGCUCAGUAUCAUGUCAGACAGACUGCUUAGUAUCAUGUCAGACAGACUGCUCAGUAUGGCUUCAGACAGACUGCUUAGUAUCACCUCAGACAGACCGCUCAGUAUCGUGUCAGACAGACUGCUCAGUAUCGUGUCACACAGACGGCUCAGUAUGGCUUCAGACAGACUGCUCAGUAUCGUGUCAGACAGACUGCUCAGUAUGGCUUCAUACAGACUGCUUAGUAUCACAUCAGACAGACUGCUCAGUAUGGCUUCAGACAGACUGCUCAGUAUCGUGUCAGACAGACUGCUCAGUAUGGCUUCAUACAGACUGCUUAGUAUCACAUCAGACAGACUGCUCAGUAUGGCUUCAGACAGACUACUCAGUAUGGCUUCAGACAGACUGCUUAGUAUCACAUCAGACAGACUGCUCAGUAUGGCUUCAGACAGACUACUCAGUAUCGUGUCAGACAGACUGCUUAGUAUCACGUCAGACAGACUGCUCAGUAUCGUGUCAGACAGACUGCUCAGUAUGGCUUCAGACAGACUGCUUAGUAUCACCUCAGACAGACUGCUCAGUAUGGCUUCAGACAGACUGCUCAGUAUCGUGUCACACAGACGGCUCAGUAUGGCUUCAGACAGACUGCUCAGUAUCGUGUCAGACAGACUGCUCAGUAUGGCUUCAUACAGACUGCUUAGUAUCACAUCAGACAGACUGCUCAGUAUGGCUUCAGACAGACUGCUCAGUAUCGUGUCAGACAGACUGCUCAGUAUGGCUUCAUACAGACUGCUUAGUAUCACAUCAGACAGACUGCUCAGUAUGGCUUCAGACAGACUACUCAGUAUGGCUUCAGACAGACUGCUUAGUAUCACAUCAGACAGACUGCUCAGUAUGGCUUCAGACAGACUACUCAGUAUCGUGUCAGACAGACUGCUUAGUAUCACGUCAGACAGACUGCUCAGUAUGGUUUCAGACAGACUGCUCAGUAUCGUGUCAGACAGACUGCUCAGUAUGGCUUCAGACAGACUGCUUAGUAUCACCUCAGACAGACUGCUCAGUAUGGCUUCAGACAGACUACUCAGUAUCGUGUCAGCCAGACUGCUUAGUAUCACCUCAGACAGACUGCUCAGUAUGGCUUCAGACAGACUACUCAGUAUCGUGUCAGACAGACUGCUUAGUAUCACAUCAGACAGACUGCUCAGUAUGGCUUCAGACAGACUACUCAGUAUCGUGUCAGACAGACUGCUUAGUAUCACGUCAGACAGACUGCUCAGUAUGGUUUCAGACAGACUGCUCAGUAUCAUGUCACACAGACUGCUCAGUAUGGCUUCAGACAGACUACUCAGUAUCGUGUCAGACAGACUGCUCAGUAUCGUGUCAGACAGACUGCUCAGUAUCGUGUCAGACAGACUGCUUAGUAUCACAUCAGACAGACUGCUCAGUAUGGCUUCAGACAGACUACUCAGUAUCGUGUCAGACAGACUGCUUAGUAUGGCUUCAGACAGACUGCUCAGUAUCGUGUCAGACAGACUGCUCAGUAUGGCUUCAGACAGACUGCUUAGUAUCACCUCAGACUGCUCAGUAUGGCUUCAGACAGACUGCUCAGUAUGGCUUCAGACAGACUGCUCAGUAUGGCUUCAGACAGACUGCUCAGUAUCGUGUCAGACAGACUGCUCAGUAUGGCUUCAGACAGACUGCUCAGUAUGGUUUCAGACAGAUUGCUCAGUAUUGUGUCAGACAGACGGCUCAGUAUCACGUAAAGCCUGAUCUUGCAAUCAUUUUCCUGAUGGCUAAUAAAUGCUUUGAGAAGACAA